Molecule: messenger RNA, 1386 nt
Organism: Striga asiatica
Lineage: Eukaryota; Viridiplantae; Streptophyta; Magnoliopsida; Lamiales; Orobanchaceae
Source: the annotation of a GenBank genome assembly
AUGAAAAAGGAGAGCGGUCAAAGAAUCCCUUCGUACGUCAUGGCUGAAUCAAGCGCCGACUCUGUUUGUCUCGAUGUCGAGACCAUUUAUUCCGGAGGAAAGGAGCAUACAGUACAAACUGGAUGCGGCUCUGUAUCUGUUAUAGUUUAUGGAGACCCAGACAAGCCGCCUCUGGUUACUUAUCCUGAUCUAGCUUUAAACCAUAUGUCUUGCUUCCAAGGGUUAUUCUUUUGUCCUGAAGCUGCAGCAUUGCUUCUGCACAAUUUCUGUGUUUACCAUAUUAGUCCACCUGGACACGAGUUGGGAGCUGGCGCUAUUUGUGAUGACAAUCCCGUGCCUUCUGUAGAUGACCUAGCAAAUCAAGUUCUUGAGGUUCUCAACUAUUUCAGGCUUGGUGCAGUUAUGUGCAUGGGUGUAAUGGCUGGUGCUUACAUCCUUACCUUGUUUGCUGUAAUGUCCAAUUUGCUGUAUUAUUAUGGUAUGUGCGGACUCCUGAAGGAUAUCUUGCUUUACCGAUAUUUUAGCAAGGAGGUUCGUGGCAGUGCAGAAGUUCCAGAAUCGGACAUAGUUCAAGCAUGCAGAAGACUUCUGGAUGAGAGGCAGAGCAUGAAUGUGUUGAGGUUCCUUAAAGCAAUAGAUAGGUAUUCUGCAAUUGGUAGUGUUUUUCUUUGCACGUCUCUGCAUAGGAGACCUGAUUUAACUGAUGGGUUGAAAACUCUGAGAUGUCGGACUCUGAUUUUUGUUGGAGAUGAUACUCCUUUUCAUUCGGAGGCACUUCAUAUGGCUGCUAAUCUAGACAGCAAAUUUAGUGCGCUGGUUGAGGUACAGGCUUGCGGAUCAAUGGUCACGGAAGAGCAGCCUCAUGGAAUGUUGGUACCCAUGGAAUAUUUUCUGAUGGGUUACGGUCUAUACAAGCCCAAUCAGUUUAAUGGCAGUCCAAGGAGUCCACUGAGCCCAACUUGUAUUGCACCAGAGCUUCUCUCUCCAGAGAGCAUGGGAUUGAAACUAAAACCAAUUAAGACUCGUAUUUCGCCAAAAAGAUGAUAUCUGAAUCCAUUCUCUCUCUUGUAAAUUGGAAGUCCAAAUAUUUUUUAUUUCUUUGAAUUCUUUAUUGCUGUUUUAGUUGAUUGAGGGUACAAAAAUUUGUGAUAGGUUAGAAGAUUGAUUCUUUGUUGAGCAUAGGGCCGGAGUACUUUGUUCGUAUUGAAUUGAAUUCAAUUGUUGCUCAGUCAUCAACUCUCAUUUGGGUUUAUAUGGUCUGUAAAUGCUGGAUAUAAACAUUCUGUAGCAAGUAAUGCUGUACCGCGCAAGUGAGCUGGUGACUGGUAUAGAGAGCCGGUCCUAAACAAUUGUAGGCUCUCUGGCCAAAUGAAUAAAUAGUGCCUG